Messenger RNA from Rhizopus microsporus ATCC 52813, 2207 nucleotides. Its product is annotated as galactose oxidase. The transcript is spliced from 5 exons. Lineage: Eukaryota; Fungi; Mucoromycota; Mucoromycetes; Mucorales; Rhizopodaceae. Gene Ontology annotation, molecular function: protein binding. Bases 227 to 2101 code for a protein of 624 amino acids. The record is from RefSeq and is a predicted model, not a curated record.
AAAGGAGGGGGGGAGUGAGGUAGAGAAGAUCUUUUUAUAUGUGUUUUUAUACAAGGCGGGAAUAUAAAAAAUAAUAUAAACAUAUACGAAUUAUUUGUGUGAUUCAAACUUUGCCUUUUUCCCCCUUUUUUCUCUCUUCUAAAAGAAUCUUUAACAACAAAAAAAUUCUUUUCCCUUUUUUUUUCCUUCCCUUUAUUUCAUUCUUUUUUAUUUGUCUUUUUUUAAAAUGUCAUUUAUGCGAGCAGCACAGGCCAUUAGAACGACAGGAGCCAAUCUUGUCGGACUGUGGCGUCCGAGCUUUGUCAAAGUCGAUGACCGAUUUUAUGUGUUUGGAGGUGGCGGACAUACCGUGACAAAUGACUUACACUUACUUGAUUUGACAAACAUGAAGUGGGAGAAAGUUCAAAAUGUGAAAGGCAUUCCACCAUGUAAAAGAUAUGGUCAUACAGCUACCUUGUGGAAUCAUUGUAUUGUUAUAUUUGGUGGAUGUAAUGAAUCCCAAGAGUAUUGUAAUGACGUUCAUAUAUUUGAUAUAGAAACAUCAACAUGGAUUCAACCAGAGUUGAAGGACGUAGUACCUGCCAGAUAUUUACACAGUGCAGUUGUGUAUGGCAAUAAGUUAUUUAUUUAUGGUGGAUUUGCAAAGAACCCAGAGUGUACAUAUGUUUUAGAUGAAUUGAGUGUAUUAGAUUUAACAACCUUUAUGUGGACAAGAUACCAUGGUAUACCCCCUCGCUACAACCACUCAGCUACUUUAAUUGGACAUAAAAUGUAUAUUUAUGCUGGUAAAGAUGAACAGGGCAACACAGUCUCGGAUCUGUUUGUUCUCAACCUCAAUAUACCUCCUUAUACCCCUCACCUUGUCCUCAGUGGAUCACGCCAGAUGGUUUUAUUAAAAAGUCAACACUUUUGUGAAGCUGUCUGUGGCAAACUAGUUGUCUUUGGAAAAUACUUAACUGAUUAUUCAAAGCAUGAAAAUAAUGUCUAUGGUUUAUGGAUGCUUGAUCUAGAUACACUCGAAUGGCAUAGACAAGACUGUAACUCUUUGUUCGAUACUGGUGGUUGGAAUUACUUUACGAUCAUCACCAGUACUACCCCAGAUCAUGUCAGAAUCAAUAAAUUGUUCUUUCUAGGCAAUACAGAUCAACAUCGCCCUCAGGGUUAUGACCAUUUUAGAGAUGCAUUGGUCAUUCAUAGCGAGUUUCUGGGAUUAUAUGAUAUACCUCAGGUUCAGUUCUCUUUGGAAUUUUCAAAAUUGUUAAACAACCCAGAGCUAUCCGACUUCAUCAUCGUUCCAUCCAACGGUCAAGAGCUGUAUGUUCAUCAAGUCAUCCUUAUCACGCGCUGGCCGCAUUUCAGAAACAUGUACACAUCAGGCAUGCUUGAAUCGCAACAAAAGCGAAUGGAAAUACCCGAGAGCUACGAGGUCGUCUUGGCCUUUCUCAAAUAUUUGUACAAUGAUACAUUGGACAUGAACGAACCUUGCUCUGUUGUCUGCGACUUGCUUGUCCUAGCCAAUAUGUAUCUCCUACACCGACUUAAAAAGAUCUGCUGUGUUGUGCUCUAUCGUCAUCAUUUGACAAUUCAAAACUGCGGUUUGAUCUUUGAGAAAUCCAUUAUGGCAGAAGAGACAGGGCUCAAAUUGCUCGUGUUGGAUUUUAUGUUUAAACAUUAUGGUGCCGUUCUCAAGUCAAAUGUUCUCUUACAGAUGCCACCCUUUGCUCGACAAGAAUUUUUGGAAGCAGUGCCAGAUGAGGCCAUAUUAGAGGUCAACCAUCGAUUUAUUACGACGCGUUCGAUACCAAGAUCUAUCACUUCUACACUUCAGUUAUCUGCAAAUAGACACAAUAUAAAAUUUAAUAGUAGUACUGAUAUCAGUACUAUUGCUUCCACCGGUACUAUUAUUAGUAGAAAUAUCAGCAAUCACAACAACAGCAACAAUAGUAGUAGCAGCAGUAGUAGCAGUACCGCCACCACCACCAACAGUAGCAGCAAUAGUAAUAAUAAUAGUAAUAGCAAUAAUGACAGUAGAAUAUUUCAAAGAGAAUCAAUAAGUAGGCUUUUACGUAGUCAUGACAGUGAAGAAACAUUGGUAUCUUAAUUCAAUAAAUAGAAGUGGCUGCCAUUUUUUUUUUAAAAAACAGUUUUUAUUAUCACACGUCUUUCUACCAAGCAGCUUCAUUAGAAUUUAAUAAGAGUGUAAAAGA